Molecule: messenger RNA, 5184 nt
Organism: Petromyzon marinus (sea lamprey)
Lineage: Eukaryota; Metazoa; Chordata; Hyperoartia; Petromyzontiformes; Petromyzontidae
Product: CREB-regulated transcription coactivator 1-like
Biological process (GO): positive regulation of transcription by RNA polymerase II; protein homotetramerization
Cellular component (GO): cytoplasm; nucleus
Molecular function (GO): cAMP response element binding protein binding
Source: RefSeq, a predicted model, not a curated record
CCGGGCCACUCCUCCCCGCGAAGUGAGUCACGGCGGGCACCGCCAUUUUGAGGGUCAAGUGAACAGAUUUGAUGCUGGAUUGGCCGGAGUUGGUUGCGGCUCUCGCUUUGCUUCGUUACGACCGCUACGACUGCCCGACACUGCUGCCGACGUAGCACCAAAGCCGCCUGCUGCGGAGUCACGGGCCACGCGGUGCCGAGUUUUGUGAGCGGAGUCGCCCGGCGCUCGCUCGGUGUGGUGGUGGUGGGGGGGGGAGACUCCGCCCGCCCAUGAGAGCCACGGGGCCGCGGGGGCGGCCAGGCGAGACGGGGGGCUGAGGCCGGCCACGGCUCCUCGCUGUCUCUUCCUCUGCAUCUCAGUCUCCACUUGUAUCUUUUCGUUUCGUCAACACAACUUACAAAGUUUCCCACGUCGCCGCUGUUGCUGCUGCUGAAGUUUGGUGUCGCCGCUGCUACUGGUGGUGGUGGUUGUACAGGAGUUUGGGGGUGGUGGAGUUGAAAGAAGAGGUGUCGGAGGAGAAACGCGGAGUUCCCCCCCCCCCUUGUAUACUGCUUUAGUUGAAGAAUAAACAGGCGGCGGCAAAACGGGAUUUUUUUUUUUACCAGCACGAGUGUUCGGAGACGGCGGCAGCAAGCAACGUAAACUAGAAAAUACGACGAGCAACAAGUAGGGGAAAUCAGAAGCGGAAGGAGUGGAGGGGAGAGGGUCUGUGCCGCUCCUCCAGGACGGUCGCCUUCGUCGUCGUCGUUUUCGUCGCUGGUGUUUUCGUUAUCGUCGUUAUCAUGGCUGCCAACCCCAGGAAAUUCGCGGAGAAGAUCGCACUGCACACGCAAAAACAGGCUGAGGAGACUGCCGCCUUUGAAGAGGUGAUGCGAGAGAUCACCUACAAGAGAGCCAUGCAGUACAAGUCUCGCCAACUGCAGCUGGUUCAAAGCCGUAGCCAGUACUACGGCGGAUCCCUGCCAAAUGUCAAUCAAAUGGUGAACAAUCCCGAGCUUCAGGGACAGUUUUAUCCUGCAAUCGACGCAAACAGGGCUGCAACAAGACAUCACGGAUUGGUGGAUCGUCCCAGCCGGGCUCGCCUUAUGUCCCCUCAUCGGCGACAGUUCCCGCUGGACAAACAUGCGCGACAAAUCGACAGUUCGCCAUAUGGCUCAGUUUAUCUGUCCCCACCACCAGACACGUCCAGCUGGAGGAGGGGUCUGAACCCGUGCCGUAACUUCCCUGGUAUGGACGAGAGUUAUGGAUAUAAACUGGGCUUUUCCUCAAGCCUCAACAGGCAUAACUCGGACUCUGCUCUACAUGCCAGUGUGGUAAACACAAAUCCUCAAAAUCAGUUUGUCGCACAAAAUCCUGCUGGCUCCCAGCUAAACAGAAAAAAUGCGUUCCAGCUGGAUGUCCCCACAAUACAAGAAGAUCUGCUGAACCCAGAUGACCCAUCAAUCUCCAAGCAGCCAUGGGAAACUAGAAAGCCUGUGGCUACGUCGUCAUCGUCGUCAUCCUCGUCAAGACCGAAGUCCUGUGAAGUACCGGGAAUCAACAUAUCCCCGUCGCUGGAGCAGGGCACGACAGCGAGGAGGAACGUGCCAUGCAUCUCGUUGCCCCCAAACACGGGUGGCUCGCUGCCGGACCUCACCAACAUCCCGUCGUCGUCGCCGCUCGCCACUCCGCUCGACCCCGAAGAACCCAACUCUUUUCCCAACAUUAGUGGUGGGCGCAGCACCGGAAACUUGGCCACCAACCUCAUGCACCUGGACAUUGGCUCAGCGGCCCAGGCUGCUGGCUCAGAAAGGAGAAUGCAUCAAAUUGGCCCUCGGCAGAAACACAACAACUCUUAUUUACCAGCACAGGAAGGUACUGUGCCUUCGCCGCAGCUGACUCCCCUGCGCAGGCACAAACCGGUGAGCCCACUCACGCUCGAGCCACUUCCGCUGGACCUGGAGUCGAGGAGGACGCACCACAUGCGGCAGCUGUCUCCGACACGCUCCCCUGCCCUCUCACCACUCUCAGAGGCUGUCGCACAGGACGCAGCAAACCUGGGGAUGGAUGACCCACUGACGUCCUUUCCACUGUACCAGCCUCUGAACCCCAAUCGGCAGCAUCAGCAUCAGCAGCAUCCAUAUCAGCAGCAACAGCAGCAGCAGCAGCAGCACCACCACCACCAUCAUCAUCAACAGCAACAACAGCAACACCAACAACAGCAUCAACAGCACCAACAACAGCAGCAGCAACAACAACAGCAGCACCAACAACAGCAACAUCAACAACAGCAACAUCAACAACUUCACCAGCAACAGCAGCAGCACCAUCACCACCACCAGCAGCAGCAGUCGCAGCAGCAACAGCAGCAGCCGCUGUCAGGAAUGCCACCCUCAUCCCAGCCUUUACAGCAACUGCAGAUGUUGGAACAAAGCCUACAGCCGUCUCGGUCGCAGCAGCAGCCUCCGCAGCAGCAGCAACCACAGAACGCACAAGCGCCUCCAUCAUCCAUGCAGCAGGGCACGCAGCCACAACCACAAGGCAUGAUGCAGACUGCCCAGACACCAAUGUCCCUGCAUGAGUUGCAACAGAUGCAACCUCCUCAAUCGCAGCAACUUGGCAACUCGGCACACCCGCUUCCCCAGUCGCACAGCCACCCAAACAUGCCGAGCAUGGAUAUGCCAUCCAGCAGCGGCCCUAUACGGCAGAAGAGGAAUUCAAAAUCUGCGCAGUCUGUGAACUCUGUGCAGCCCACUAAUGCAACUCCUUCAUCUCCAGUCUCUACACAAGCAAUCAUCCAUGGCAGUUUACCGAAUACAUCAAUGCUGAGUCUCUUCAAUGACGGUUAUGAUCCUCCAUAUUAUCAAAGGCAGUCAAAUUCGUCAUUGCAGCAGUCGGAUCCGUUUGAUUUGGGAAAUGGGUCGCUGGGGCUGCUGGGGAUGAACAGCUGUGCAGACGUUGGUGGCAGUGGUCCGAGUUGGGCCAGCCUGCGCUACUCGCAGGCGGCCAUGAUGGGACUGGCCGGGAGUCAUGGAAACCUGCUGGAUUCACAUCAGCGCAACAAGCACAACCUGAUGUAUUCCAAUCAUACGGACACCAUCCCCGACAUCAUCCUCACUGAGGAAUCUUUGUCUGGUGGCUACCCAAAGGACAUGAGUGCCCUGGCAGGAGUGCCAGAGAUGGUGUUCGACUCAGACCCACAACUGGAAGAUUUUCGGAUAGAUCCAAUCGCGUUGGACAGCAUUAGCAUGCUCAAUGACCCAGACAUGGUCCUUCCAGAUCCGUCCAUUGAAGACACCUUCAGGUUUUACAGAAGUUAAGGGCUCACUGUUGCAGUUUUGGGUGUGGUAUGGAGACAGGACUUGAGCAAGACACGAGAUCAUCCUUAGCCCUUAUUUGCAGGCUUUUUCUUGGAAAGUCUAGAAUAUGUAUAUGUAACUUUUCUGUGAGCCUGCCUGCCAUUACAUCUGUUGCCAACUUCAUGUUUAGUAUAUUCUUUGUUAUGCCUAAACUGUUGCUGAACUGCAAAAUUACGUCUAUCUGUAAAGAAUUUCUUUGUAUUUAUAUUGUACAUACAAGUUAGCAACACGCUCAUGGAGUUUUCUUUUUGACUCGUAGUUGCAAAAGAAGGAUUACAUAUUUUAACCUGUGCAAGUUGCUAGAAAGAUUUAACUUUUAUAUUUCUAAGGGACACUGUGCGGGCAAUUUUGCAGCACUCUUCUAUACGCUAUAGCACUUAAGGGAAUUUAUUGUAUUCUUUCUCUUUAAUACAGCCUGUACAUUACAUCUGGCGCAUGUAAAAAAAAAAACGGCAUGGGAUUUUUUGUGCCUAUUUUUUUAGUUCCUCUGACAAUUCACUUUCUCUUUGUGCUUGCCUUUAAUCCUGUAAUCCGUAGCAUUACACUGGAGAUAUUUGUAAGGCCAAAGCUUUGAUGGACUUUAAUGACUGUGCUAAAAUGAUUAUUGACCUAUCAAUGCCACGCAUUCUUAAAACAUUGCAUAUUACAAGAUAUACUCACAAAUGCCCACAAGAAAUCUACUAAUAUAUAAACUUAAGAAAGAUAAAGAAUGUAUACUGGGCUCAUUGGUUCGCAUUUUGGAAUGGAAAUUAUUAGACAUGCAUUCGAAUGUGAGGAAGACAUAAGUUCCUUGGUGUGAAACUAUGCACCAUUAUAACAAGGCUAACAUUACAACGGUUAUCUUCAAAAUAGCUUAUAAACAAUACUCAUUUUGGUCUGACCUACUAAUAUCAAAUAAAAAGAGUUGGUUACUUUUUCAUGUUGAUUUUAUAAUCAUUCACUGUAUGUAUUUGACAUGAACCGCUCUGGCAAUUUACAUUUUUUGUGAAUGCAACCUUUUGGCUUACAAUUUAGCUUAAUAUGUACGACGUGGAAGUCUUGAGUACAGAACAGUGCACACCCAUCUGGUACACAGAUUUCUAAAAGUAGUGACUAUAUUGGCAAGUACAUUCUUUGCUUGAGCUGCCAUAGGUGAAUUAAGGAUGCGCUUCUAAAUGAGCAAUUUAUUUGUAAUUGCCAAAGCAUAUUCAGUCACAAUGAUGGCCAUUUUUGUUUAAAUCAUGUUAACUCUUUAAAAUAACAGAAAUACAAUUUUUAUAUAUAAAUACAAAAAUAUAGACAAUUUAUGUAAUGCUUAUUUUAUAUUACUGUGGCUAAUUUUUUUUUCUAACAUGUACAUAUUUACGAUAUUUCUUGUACAAGUUGACCUAUGUACCAUUUUAGUGAAAAAGUUGCAUUCAUUUUUUGUGUUAAAUGUUUUAUUUCAAUAGUUUUUACUUACCCGGUAAGAAAAAGGCAUUCUUUUGUUAUUUUGAUUUUUAUCUUCAUGUGCAUCAGGAUUAUGCCCAGAAACAAAUUGGUAGUGUAUAGGCAUUAUGUGGUCAUUUGUUACAUUUUUUUAACAAUAUAUUGUGAGGCUUGCUACAAUGUCACAAUUUCCAUUUUUUAAUUAUCUUUUUACGUUAUAGAACAAUAGACUAACUCCUUCUCAACCUAUGCCUUACUUGGAGAUAUGUGUGAAGAGGGUACAUAUUUAGUUAUGGAUAAAUAGAGGUGUAAAGUGGGCAGGAUGGGGAUGAGGGUGAAUUUGAACGUGUAUAGUGGAAAAUAAUGAUCUAACGUUAAAAAGAGUUUUCUACUUCAUUGAAAAAUCUACCAAUAAACAUAGUAUAUAUGUUGUAUCUUG